Dujonia railenensis is the source of this 1209-nucleotide messenger RNA. NCBI's taxonomy places the organism in Eukaryota, Fungi, Ascomycota, Pichiomycetes, Serinales, Debaryomycetaceae. The record is from the annotation of a GenBank genome assembly.
AUGGCUACACCCAGGUUAUCAUUCUCAUUAAGAGGUCAUUCCCUGCAGGUAGUCUGUUCUACAUAUUUAGAAAGCUCUUUCAUAUCCGCGGAUUCCAGUGGACAUGUCUUUUGGUGGGAUUUAAACGUGAAGCGUCCUAAGAGACAUUGGAAGGCUCACGAAUCUCAUAUUUUACUGUUGAUAUACAUUAAAGAAUACGAUAUACUAUUAACACAUUCUAGAGACUCCUCGAUACGCCUUUGGUUCCUAUCAGAACCGGAAGUAAGCGACAGUAUCCCUCCAUUCAAAGAAUUUCCGGUAAACUCAUUAAACUUUUGUAAUGUUUCUCUCAUUUCCUCUCGCUACUUGUUGACUCCAUCUACUGUGGAUUCCGACAAUUUCGACAUUUACGAUUUAAAUUUGGCAGAUUCAUCGAGUUCUCUCAGUUUCACUAGGUUGGUGCAUAAUGCUAACCCCUGGGAACUCUACUUGAAGGCCUUGAAGAGUCUCCCAGUCCCACUUGACGAUGAUAUUUCAAAGCGUGACAAAUUUGGAAUCAUGAUGAGAACUGUUUGGGUUGAUGAGCAUACAUUUUACGUGGCAUACGAGUCUGGACAUGUAAUUGGCUACAAUAUAGAGUAUCUGACUUCAAAAUUGACUAAUCUGGAAAAGGGAUCCUCGAAGUCAACAAGUUUGCUUAACAAGGGCCCGAAGAUCAAUAUAUUUCAUAUUUCAGACAAGUUGAAGCCCAGUCCAAUAAUAUCUUUGAUCUACGAAAAGUCAAAUAAUACAAUAAUUACAGGCUCUGCUUCUAAAUCGAUCCAGAUAUUGGAAAUACCGUCGUCCCAUGGGUCGUUGACUGAGGAUGAAAACAACUUGAUACUGUUGAAGUACUCUGGCUUGAGUCAAAUAUCAAUGCUCGAGCCGGAUAUUAUUGUAGUUGGCUUUUGGAAUGGAAUUGUUAAGGGCUACCAGAGUAACCUAAAAUUUGAAGAAGUGUUCAAGCUUGAAAAAAACCUACCUAUGAUUGACACAAAUGAUGAGAGCCAAUCACAGAGAUUGAAGCUCUCCAGUAUUUCUUGUAAGGGAUCAAUAAAAGAAGAAACUGGUGCUGCUGCUGUUGUUGCACUCUCUCAAAAGGACUUGCUAAGGUCGAAAAGGAACGUUUCUAAUAAAAUCUUAAUGGCGAUUGGGUAUGAAAAUGGACUAAUUAAUAUGUAUGAGUUCUAA